AUGCAUCAGUCAGGCCACGACGACUCCAGCAGCGAUGCGCCGCUGGCCGGCAGCGACUCUGAAGUCGACCUCCCCCUCCUAUCAGACGGCCACUACCGCCCCGCCGUGGCUGUGGCUUCCGCGUCCGCGCUGCAGUGGAUCCCCUACGCCGAGGCGGUCUGCGCGGUCCUGGGACUCGUGGGCGCGUCCCACGAGGACCUCCGCUGCCGCGCGCAGCAGCUAUCGCGCUGGCUGAGCGGCGCGGCGGGGAAGCCCUUCGCCGCGGGCGGCGCGCGGUUCCCAGAGGGCGGCCUGUACGUUUGCGCCGACCUCCCGCCGCUCGGGCCGGCGCUCCAGGCCGCGCAACGGGCGAUCAUGCAGGUGGUGGUGAGGGACGCGAGCCACGGCGCGUGCUACUAGUAUUACGACACCGUCGGCGAGCUGAUGUGGCUGCUGGCCAGCGACGAAGGGCCAGGACCCGCGGUGUUCAACCCCGAGAAAAUCGAGUCAUUGUUCGCGCCCGAAUGGGUGGAGACUGGCCGCUGUUGUGACAGCUGAGACCGUUGAUUUCGUUGUCGUAGCUUAGGCUCGUAGUGUGGUGCUAAUGUUCUUGUUAUCGUCUCUGUUGUCUCCAUUGUGGUGAUGCUUGGAUUAUUUUCGGGAAAUAUUAGGCUUCGAUCCAGUUGAACUUCCUAGUUCAAAUAUAGAGGGUGUGACUACGUACUGCCGAUUGGAUGAACAAUCUACUGGUCCAACUCUCAUUGAU
Phragmites australis (common reed) is the source of this 745-nucleotide messenger RNA. RefSeq lists its product as uncharacterized. The record is from RefSeq and is a predicted model, not a curated record. The transcript is spliced from 2 exons. The coding region runs from base 1 to 399 and encodes 132 amino acids. NCBI's taxonomy places the organism in Eukaryota, Viridiplantae, Streptophyta, Magnoliopsida, Poales, Poaceae.